GAGGGACAGUCGCAGCAAAGUCACUGGCUGGAUACAUUCACACAGGAGGAAAACCCUGUUUCUUGUAAAGAUUAUUUCACGCUUUUCACAGAAUGUUCUCCAAAACACCGGAUUGCCUUUGACAUUUUUUCAUUUUGCUCUUUUGUCCAACUUCAGCUCAUUUUAAGUCCAGUCAGUGCUGAGAACAUUGAGCACAAAGUUGGAGUAAGAACUCCAUGUCGCUGAGGAUAUUCCUAAAUGCAAGUGUAAAAUCUGCAAUUUGACAGCUGUACCUUGGAGCGCAUACCAGGAAAAGAAGGAGAGCAGAACAGGUUACAGAGGGAGGCGCCUUGUAUCCAUCUGUGAAUAACUUGGGGGAUUUUCUGCCUUUGUAAAUUAAGGCAAAACCUGGACCACUUUGAACAGCACAAAGACGGGAACGAGUUUGGAAGAUAGGCAACAUGUUUCAGUAGAAGUGGUCUGCCUGUGGAUUUUAUGUCGACAGGCGAUGACAACCUGUCAGAUGACAACGGGAGGACAGAAAGGUACCGGCAGCUGUGAAGUGCACUCGGACCGCAGGAGGACACGAGCAAUGCACGAUGGGAAGCAAUGGCAUCAUGAGGAGAAGAAAAUCAUGGCAGAAAGGAUAUAUGUGACGCAAAAGAACCAACGAGGCUGGAAGGUGAUGUUAUGGAUCCUUGCUUCUCUGUUGUCAAUAGUGGUGGGUGUUUCACCUCAGGAGAGCUGGAGUCCGGAACCAGCCACUGAGACAGAAGGCCUCCUGGAGAAACUGGAAAGUGAAGCAGAGGGCUUCUCAGAGGUGUUUCCUCUGAGCUUUCAGAAGCAAGAUGAGCCACCACAGGAGACUGAGGUGGAAGUGAUCGACAACAUUGAACAUUCAGUCCACUCCAAUUGGGGCACACUGUUCGUGGACCCUUCGCUGUCAGAAUUCCCUGAUGACCACCAAAAUCGGUGGGAGCGCUCUCCUUCAGACUCUUUGCGCCACAAGGCAUCCAGGAAAAGCAGAAAGAAGCCAAAGCCUUCUCCUUCCCCUCGAGGGGACAGCCGUGGCUGCAAAGUACGGACCCUCCGUGUACGGGUCCGAGACCUGGGACUUGGCUAUGACUCGGACGAGAUUGUCCUCUUUAAGUACUGUGCAGGAUCCUGCCAGCGAGCACGUACUAACCAUGACUUGACACUCAGCAAACUACUACAGCAGAAGGUUAUCCACUCGGGCCGUGGUGAAGAGAAAAUCAGCGCUCAUCCUUGCUGUCGGCCCACCCGGUAUGAACCUGUCUCCUUCAUGGAUGUGCAGAACACAUGGCAAACAGUGGAAAAGCUGUCAGCUGCUGAGUGUAGCUGUGUGGGCUGAAGGGGCCUGUGCAUCCUCCAAGAAUAAAUGAAAAAAAGGAAAGGAAGCAGGCUUUUGAGGAGUUCUUGAGCCAGGGGGUUGUGGUAGAGGAUAAGGUGAGUUUGGAAUGCAGGAAAUGAGUUCCUCCAGCAAAGAAUCACAAGGGUGUCAAAAAGAAGAAGGCCAUUCCUUGCUGUCUAUGGAACGGACAAUGGCACACAGUGCAUCCAUACUGAAGACCUCUGACUGCCCUGACCAUUGACAACAAUGGAGAAAAAAGAAUGAAUGUAAAUGGUUCACUGCCACUGGAUUCCCAGGACUAUUAAACAAGGGAUGGAUGCAGUUACAUUGAGGACCCUUGUUAGGUGCACAGCCAGAUUAUCUGUAUUAUAAAGGCUUGUUUCCUGUAACUGCCUAUGGGUGGCUGUAAGCAUCUGCAACAACUCAUCCUGAAUUUACUCCCCCAACAGGGGUAAAAAAAAGGAAUGCUAAAUUGAAACUGAAGCUGAUUACUGCCAAAUCAACUAUAAUAUUAUCCAUAAAGCAUCCCAAAAAGAGCAGCUAAUGUAUCCAAAUAUGACAACUUUAAACAAGGAUGCCUUCUUGGGGAUUAAUACAACUUGAACACUCUUUGGUAGUGUUUGUGGAUGCCCAGAUGUGUUAGGAUAAAAAAGAGUUAGUUUUGUAUUUGUGUUUCAUCAGAUGGUACUUUUAUUAAAAAAAAAAUAUAUGAUUAAGGAUCA
This is a messenger RNA of Erpetoichthys calabaricus (reedfish), 2073 nucleotides long. RefSeq lists its product as uncharacterized. NCBI's taxonomy places the organism in Eukaryota, Metazoa, Chordata, Cladistia, Polypteriformes, Polypteridae. The record is from RefSeq and is a predicted model, not a curated record. The transcript has 5 exons. Bases 488 to 1351 code for a protein of 287 amino acids. Gene Ontology annotation, molecular function: growth factor activity; glial cell-derived neurotrophic factor receptor binding; receptor tyrosine kinase binding.